CCCGUGCCCCGCGCGCUCACGCUCACGCAGUUGGAGGGCUGGCUUCAACUCCGGUGGGAGGUGAUGGAGUCCACUGUAUGGAGAAAGGGGGCGUGGUUUGGAAUCUGGUGCCUGGCUCGCAACCUCUCCCCGCCUCCUUCUCCCCUCCCCUCCCCGCCCUUCACCGCCCCUACCCUCCCCUCCCCUCCGCUUGCCGCCCCUCGGCAGGGCUUUCCUCCACUCUGCGGGGCCCCAACAGUCCGUCCGUAUAUUCCUCCAACCUUCCAUCGAGCCGUGGAUCCGCCCACCCUUCCUUCCGUCUGUCGGUCUGCCGGACCACUGGAAGACCUAGGCCCCAGGCCCUUCCUAGAGCACCGGACACGGCCCGCGCCUGCGCCCGCCCGCCAGCCCGCCAGCCAGCCAGCCAGCCAACGUGUCGCCCACCCCUCAGAGACAAGUCGCUUAGCAACCGUGCCCGAGGCGCAGCCAGGCCUCGCGGCCUGGUCGCCUGCGCAUGCGCGCCUGGAGGACCGGCUUCAGCUCCACCAGCCAGAAGGACGACAGGAGGGCCGAGCGGCCACGGUGAGAGGCGGCCUUCCCGAGUUGGUCGUAUGGACGCCUCCCCUUAGGUCCCAGCCCAACCGAAGCUCCCGGCCUCAGCGGGGAAGUUUCUUUCCCUGUUGGAUUCCCACUGCCAUCAAGGAAACGCAGGCUGAGAUACUAACAGCACACGCCCGAGUCGAGGGCUUGGCUCACCAAUCAACUUCUCCUCUGGGGGCUCACAAGGCAGGAAGUUUAAAGGCUUUCUCGUUCCGCGCCCUCCAGCGCUCAAGGUUCUGGUGGUGGCAGCAACCCAGUUCCAGGCGAGUCUGCCAAAACUCAUCAGAAAACAAAGGGGAGUGUGGUGCAUUUCCUGGGAUGCAGAUCAUGCUGAAAGAAAUAGGAACAGACGUUCCAUCCUAGGUGAAAGACACAGAAGGGAAAUGCCCAGUCCGGACCGGGAAUGGAAGGUCCUUGAUGAGGUGAAAAACAGAACAAAGCAAAGCAAUGGAAAUAGGGGAUGGCCAAGACUUCCCAAGAACAGAAGCACUGACCGGAGCCAAAAGGGGUUUAAGAAGGAAAAGCGAACCCAGUGCCAUGGAACGCGUGUACUGCAGAGGAGGAGGAGGAGAGAAUCAUGGAGAAGACGGAAGAGCACACACAAGCACAGAGAAGAGAGAGAGCGAGUCAGACAGGUGUGGAAUCGGGAUGCGGCCAGGAAGGAGGGAGGCAGAGGGUGCACCUCUGAGGCGGUGUUUGGAGAUUUCAGGGCUGAUAAUGACCCCAAGCCGUGCUUUGGACCACAGGGAGAACCCCCAGGGGGGGUCACGAUGAAGAAGUUCCUAUCCAGGACCACAGGAGGAGAUGUGCUGAGCCCCAACCCAUGCUCUCAGAAGCUUGCAGUCAGGGUGAGCCGACCCCAAACACCCAGAGAGAGCACUUUCCAACAGCAGAGGAUAGCCCCACCGCCCCCAUCCCAUCCCGGGGUCCCUACAUCCCAGCAAGAAGACUGGAAGCUAGCAAAUGAAGUGCUGGUAGGCCAAAACACACAGCUCAACUGGAAGUGGAUCGGUGGUGGUGAAUUUUCCAGAAGGUUGUAGUCGAGUGGAUCAUGCCUUGCCCAAGGGACUUUCCUCUUCCAGAUCAUGGCGCUGUGGUCG
Molecule: messenger RNA, 1679 nt
Organism: Eubalaena glacialis (North Atlantic right whale)
Lineage: Eukaryota; Metazoa; Chordata; Mammalia; Artiodactyla; Balaenidae
Product: sterile alpha motif domain-containing protein 1-like
Exons: 4
Source: RefSeq, a predicted model, not a curated record